Anas platyrhynchos (mallard) is the source of this 5621-nucleotide messenger RNA. NCBI's taxonomy places the organism in Eukaryota, Metazoa, Chordata, Aves, Anseriformes, Anatidae. The record is from RefSeq and is a predicted model, not a curated record.
CCGGCAGGAUGUCAGGGAGACCCCCCUGCUCCCCGCGAGCGGCCUGGCUGGAGGAGGCUGGGGCCUCCCCGGCCUCCAGGCCCCAGCCGCAGCCCUAUGAGGAGACUGAGGUGCAGCCACUGCAGGCGCCCUCUGGCUCAGGCGUGGGCCCUUCUGCCUCGGCCGUGGCGCAUCAGGAGGAAGAGGACGCCCUGAGCUUCCUCCGCGCUUGCUGCAGCCGCAGACCCAAGGUACCACUUGCUUUUGUGCCGCGGCUGCUGGCCUCCUGCGGGCAGCCCCUGCUGGGCUCCCCUGACCCGCUCGCUCGUCUCUCCCCUCCGCAGCUCAGCGAGAGGCGCAGAAGCUGAGGUUUCUGGCCUCCAUCUGCGACGCCUGCCAAGCCGCCGUCGCGGACCCCCGCACGUGGGACGCGGUGUAUUUCUGCCAGCUGGAGGUGGCGCAGAGCAUCGAGGCGAGGGGACGCCCUGCCCCGCGGGGAGCACCCUCUGGCCGGGUGCUGGGCACCGGGAGCCGUCUGGGACGGGGCAGCCAUCCUGUAGGCUGUAGGCCAGCCCCUGGAGCCGCUCGCUGGCCAGGAGAUGCUGCCCUGUGCCAUCCAUCGCGCUGUGCCCUGCAGGCGCUGCUGCAGGAGGAGCCCAGCGAUCGCCUGGACACGGAGGUGCGGCAGAAAGCCAUGCUCGCCAUCGCCGCCAUGAGGUACCUGGGCCAGCACGGGCUUGGCCGCCACUGCCGGCCAGGGGCCCUGAGUGGGGCACAGGGUGCCGCACAGGGGGCGUUCCACACCUCUGCCCCCCUCCCCUUGCAGCACAGCGCGGCUGCUGCCGCAGGGCAUGACCAACGGCAUCCUGCGUGCCUGCUUCCGCGGGGUCUUCCACCUCCCUGGCCACGAGGACGGGACAGACAUGGACACGUCUCUCUACGUCAGGGUAUGCAUGGGCUGGGCUCUGGGGAUGCCACUGCUCCAUGUUUGGGCGCCCCGAGCCCUGUCCUCCUCUUUGCAGACUGUGGAAGCCCUGGACAGCCUGCUGCAGGCGCUGGUGAGCAGCGCCGGCGCCUGUGGCCUCCUGGAGCUGCAGAACAUCUUGAAGCUCCUGCUGCCCUUCACCCAGCAGCAGCCGGAGGCCAUGGAGGAGAGGGCCAUGGUGCGGAUCGCCGGGCUGGCCGCCUUCCUCAACACCUGCUCCUUGCCCCAGGUAGGGAGCCCCUGCUGCAGGCAGCCCCGGCGCCCCCGGCCUCGCUCCCCGGCUGCGGCUCUCCCCAUCUCCAGGCUUGCGCAGAGCCGGGGCUGGGGCUGGGGCCCUGCCGCCCCGCUCAGCCAUGGUCCCGCGCUGCCUCUCUCCCCAGGUCAGCUCCUGCUUUGCAGGAGCCACAGUGCUGAGGCAUCAUCACCCCGAGAAGCACCGCUUCGCCUUGCUUGGGAGGCUGGUGGGGUACCUCCUCCUGUGCUGCACCUGCGAGAGCGAGGGAAAAAGCCACGAGGCAGCCAAGGCUGUGCGCCACCUCUGCCUCUUCGUCACACAGCAAAGAAGCACAAGGCUGUGCGACCAGGAUGCCGAGCAGCCGCAGGGCUGGCAGAGCUGGCGAGCUCGGCUGUCCUUGCGGCUCUCCGAAGACAGCAACAGCAACAGGAUGUUCAUGGUGAGAAGCGCCAGCCCCGAGCCCUGAGCCCUGAGCCCUGAGCCCCGGAGGAGAGCCCGGCCCUGCGACAGCAGCAAGAGGACCGGCGCUGUCCCCGACAAAGCCCGGUCCCCACGGGGCCCGCACGCGGCCGCACCCCAGCCGGCGCCCAGCCCCUGCUCCCAGCUCUCCUGGGGCGCUGGGAGCAGCAGGGCUGAGCGGGGCCGUCGCAGCCCUCGCGGUGGCUGACGUGCUGCCCUUCCUCCCACAGAUCUUCAUGAAGUACCUGCAGCCCUCGGAACGCCUGGGCGUCUUCCUCGCCGCCGUCCAGAGCAUGAGAGCCCCGAGUCCCCACAGCACCGAGCUGGCUGCCCACAUGGUGGACGUGCUGGCGGCAGAGACCGACUUCCAUUCGGGACAGGUGCUCCACAUCGUGUGGGCCAUCUACAGAAGCCUGCCGUCCGUCAGAGCCGCGCUGGCCCUUCAGAGCCUGGACAGGGCCCUGCUGCUGCUGGCCAGCAAGCGCCCCAGGGAGACGGUUGCCAGCCUGCUGCAGUGCUCACUGACCUGCACCAGGUACGGGGCCCAGCAGGGCUCCUCUCGCACACCCCCAAAGCCGUCAGCCGGGCCGGGGGCGGCCCUGCUGACAGCCCGGGGGUCCCGCAGCGUCGCCGUCACCAUGUGGAGGGCGAUGGUGUCUGAGCCCCCAGCCACAGAGAGGGUGCUGCACGAGCUGCUCCGCAUCCUCAUGAACCAGUCUGGCUGCAAGACAUCCACCUCCACCAAGCACCACCCGCGCAUCCAGGCCCUGGCCGUGAGUUCCUCGCUUGCCCGUCUGCGUCUCCAUCGGGCAGGGGCAGGGGCAGGGGCAGGGGCAGGGGCCCCGCUCCCCUCCCCUGGCCCCUGCCAGCCUUCUCCGCACCCUGGGGCACCAGCCUGGGGGGCUGCGUCCUCCUCUGUCCCUCCCUGCCCACGCCUCCGCCUCCGGCUGCUUCCUGCAGGCAGCAAGGCCCCUCCACGAGAUCCUCCUGCUGCCUACCAGCCGGGGGGAGGCGAAGGCCAUUUUCCCCCAGCUCUUCCUGGCCCUCCUCUUCCAAGUGUCCUUCACCACGGAGCUGAAGCUGCAGGAGGUGCAGGUCUUCUGGGAGAAGCACCAGCAGGACCUGCUCACUCCCGUCAGGUGCCACAUCCCCGGCCCCUGCUGCUCAGAGGAGCCCAGGGCUGGGGUUCCCGGCGUGACCCGGGCCCUUCUCUGCCUGCAGGUCCACGGUGCAGGCCCUGAAAGCACUGCUCCGCAGCGUGGGCCUGGGGAGCCAGGUGCUGGCCAUCGAGGCGCAGGGCGUCUGGGCCGCGCUUCUCAGCGCCGAGAGCCACCUCUGGGGCGUGCAGGUGGUGGCCAGGUGAGAGCCCCUCGUCGGCACCAUCCCAGCCCUGGAGGUGACAGGGGCUUCUCGGAGGAAGUGCUGCCACAGCAUGGGUGCCCGUGGCCGCUGGGCUGGUGGCAAAAGAGAGCGCUGCAAAGCCAGGAGAGCUGGGCCCGCCCGGCUCGGGGCUGACGGCGCCUGCUUGCCGUUCUCCCUGCCAGGGAAAUGAAGGAGUUGCCCAGGAGCCUGCGCACCACCAUCAUCCACCAGCUGGUUGAGCUGCUCCGCACGGAGGCCUCCUCCUGGCAGACGGUGGCCAUGGUCAUCCUCAGCAAGCUGCUGGAGUGCACAGAGCUCGGCGACGAGCUGGACUGCGUCGUGAGCCUCUUUGCCAGCUACCUGCGGAGCCCGUGCCUGGGCAUGCAGAGCCUGGUGCUCAGGGCGAUCCUGGGGCUCACCGAGAGGCCGGCCACGGUGAGCGGGGGCAGCCGGCAACGCCACGAGUGCCGCGGCUUGGGCUGGGCUGGCCCCGGGCUCUUGUGGCUCGGCACCUUGCCAGGCAGCGGGGAGGGGAAGGGGCGUUGGGCGGGCUGGGAGAGUGUUUUCGCCCAGGGGGCAGUCAUUGCUUUCCCCAAAGGAAGGUGUUUUGUUCACACAGGCGAGGCAAACGCUCGUCCUGCUGCCGAGCAUCACGGAGCAGCUGCAGGCUGCAGACAGCGACACCCGCGCUGUCGCUCUGCCCAUGCUCAGCACCAUGCUGCGGCUCCUGGAGGGGAGGACGCUCAGCCUCGCGGCUCUGGAGCUGGCCAGCAAGCUCCCAGCCCUCUUUGGCGACGUAAGGCUGCGUCCCCAUGGCUGCGUCCCUGGGACAGCCCGCUGGGGGCUCUCCCUGCCCGCUUCCCAGCCCUGGGCGCUGCGAGCCCUUGGGCAGGCUCGUUUUGCAGCGCUUUUGGGGGCUCGGGGACUUUGCCCCCAGUGGGACCCAUGUCCCCCUCUCGCCCUCCCCAGGACUCAAGUACGGUGCGGCUUCUCUCUAUUCGCCUCUUCCUCGACACGCUGGGCUUUGUGGAGGGCAGCCAAGAGAAGCUGCAGCAGGUGGCACACAGGAGCCUGCUCCCGCUGUCCUUCCACCUGCACGACCAGGACGAGAGCGUGGCCGAGGCCUCCCGGGAAGCCCUCCUUGGUGUCGCGCGCUUCCUGCGCUGGAGGCAGCUGGCGCACCUGGCCGAGACGCUCAGAGCUGGAAGAUCAGCGAGUGCCUGCUGGCCAGGAGGAGCAGCGCAGCAGAGGAGUACCUGGCCCAGAGCCUGCCCUACCUGCAGAGCCUGCAGGAGCCCCUGCGGCGGGAGGCUGUGAGGUUCACUGGGCUCGUGGGGAGGCACCUGCUGGAUCAGCACCAGAGCAAGAGCCAGGACAUCUGCCAAGGUGAGCCAGGGAGGGGGAUGGCAGGAGCCUGUCCCCUGCUCCCUCCUGGCUGUGCGGAGAGCUGGGGGCAACGUCUGCGGGGGGCCGGGCGCUCUGCGGGCACAGGGCCGUCACCUCGCCUCUCCUCUGUUCUCUCAGUCCUGCGAGGCUUGGCAAACGACCCCUGCGAGUCGGUCUCAUCGCUGGCGAUUCAGACCUGCAAGCACCAAGGCCACGCUCGCGCUUCAGCUUUCGGCAGCUGUGCUCCAGGCUGCAGAAGGCGUGGAGGAGGCGACGCUCUUCCCCGGCAGGCAGCUGAGCGUGCUGGAGAGCUCCCGGCAUCUCCUCCUGCCUGCGGCGCAGCCCCGCUCCCCGGGCACGUUGCCUCCACUUCUCCGGCCUUCUGCGUGCCGGGGGCAUGCCCGAAGCAGCUCCCGAAGCCCAUGAACAACAGGGCUUCAGCCGGCGCCUCUCCAGCAGCGAGCCUGCUCCAAGACCCCCGCUUCGGCCUGGGACACUGCCAGGGAUGGCAGAGCCGCAGCUCCACUGGGCCACCCGCCCUCAGAGCGGAAAGUGGCCUCCUCCUCCUCCUUGUUGCCAUCAGAGCUGGCCAGCAGCAUCCUCAGCUACACGCAGGCUGUGCCUCCCCAGCCCCGGGGGCACUGUGCAGCCCUCCCUGGAGCGCAGCUCUGCGCACACGCCCCACGCCUGGGGGCCUCGCUCUUUUGCCCUCUCUCUGGCCUUUCGCGCGGUCUCCCCCAUUUCCCUUCCCUUCCCUUCCCUUCCCUGCCCUGCCCUGCCGUCCCUUCAUUUUUUUCCUCCCUCUCCCUUUUCCCUUUAAUUAAACUUUUUGUAUCUCAAACCACAAGCUCCAUGUGUCUGUCGUAUUUUCUCCUCCUGCCUCUUGGAGGAGGGGCAGGGAGAGAGCGGCCGUGCUGGAACUCGGCUGCCCACCUGAGGAAAACCAGCACCCUGUUGGGACAGCAGGGGCGUGCUGGAGUGCUGCCUUUCUCCACUUCACCAUUUUCCCGGAGGAAGGAUCUGCCCCCUCUGACUCUGGCCAGCACUGAGCGUCCUUUUGGGUUUCAGACCAUGCAGCCCAGAGGCUUUGAGGGACCAAAGAAGCCUUUUAGGAUCCAACACCAUUUUUCUCUUUCUGUUUUUCCUUUUCUGUUUUUAUUUGUUUUCUAUUUAUUUAUUUAUGUAUUUAUUUUGAAUCGUACAGACCCAAGGCCU